CCAUCGCCAGCCCUGCCUUCGCUUGCCCCCACAUCCAGCACCUCAUCCUUGUCUCUGUCCUGCAACUGAUAUCCCAUCCUGACCAAUGUCCUCAUCUCCAAAGAAGGGCGACGAGCUCCUCACAAAGGUUCUCCAGAAGCAAGCCUCUGCCUCAGCCGGCCCUGGCCCCCGGUUCCUGGGCGACCGUAUCGCACAUGAUGGCAACGACUCGGUCUCCGACAUCGUCUCGACGGACGACGAGGCCUCCAACGGCCCCGUCCGCUCGCCAGUGGCCCGCUCGGCUCCCCAGCACCUCUUUCCUCCCGUCUCCGCUGCCGCGACCAGCGCCACCCCGACACAGACACCCUCGGGCUCGACUCGCAGACGAGGCCGCAAAAACUCGUUCCGGGCUCGCCCUUCGCAGCUCGACUACAGCAACCUUGAGCGGGAGGACAAUCCGAUGCGUGGCUUCUUUGUGCUCUUUUGGAUCUUUAUGGUCUUCUAUGUCCUCAUCACCAUCUACACCAACUGGUCAAAAGGAGCGGCCCCCAUCCGCCUCGAUCUUAUCCACCUUGUGUCCCGAGACGGCAUCAGCCUGGCUCUUGCCGACCUGGCCCUGAUCUGCUCGUGUGCUAUGGUCGUGGUCAUCAUGAAGCUGGUUGUCUGGGGGAUCAUCCCCCGGUUCCUGGCCCUGACGGUCCAACACAGCUGGCAGACCCUCUGGUACUUUUCGUGUAUCGGCUAUGUUUUCUACAAGGACUGGCCCUGGGUCCAGUCCGGCUUUUUUGUGCUCCACGCCACUGCAAUGCUCAUGAAGCAGCACUCGUACAUCUCCACCAACCUCGAGCUCUUUGACAAAUCCCGACACGUCAAGAAGCUCCAGAACGAGCGCGACAUCCUCGUUGGAAUCCAGAAGCGCAGUGGUGACCACGACGAAACCGGCGACGAAAAGCCUGCAGCCACGGCCCCCAACGCAACCCCUGAUGCCAUCAAGGCCCGGCUGGACGAGAUCCAUUUCGAGAUCUACGGCCUCUAUACUGAACUCCACAAGCCCGCCCACGAUUUCCCCAAGAACAUCAACCUGAUGAACUUUAUCGACUACAUGGCUAUUCCCACACUUGUCUACGAGCUUGAGUACCCUCGUACCUCCGAGAUCCGCUUCAUCUAUGUCUUUGAAAAGAUUUGCGCUACCCUCGGUACCUUUGGCCUCAUUCUGUUCAUCGUCGACCACUACAUCUACCCUGUUCUUUACACCAUGAAGACCCUCUCUUAUCUCGAUACCUUUGCUGGGCUGCUGAUGCCGUUUAUGGUGUGCUACAUCCUGGUGUUCUUCAUCAUCUUUGAGUGUAUUUGCAAUGGCUUUGCCGAGUUGACGCGCUUUGCCGAUCGUCGGUUCUAUGAUGAUUGGUGGAACUCGGCCAGUUUCGAUGAGUUUGCAAGACGCUGGAAUCGCCCUGUCCACGAAUUCCUCCUGCGUCAUGUCUACUUUGAGAGCAUCCAGUCCUUCAAGAUCAGCAAGACCAACGCCACCUACCUCGUGUUCUUUUUGAGCUCGUGCAUCCACGAGCUGGUGUUUGCUGUCGUCGGCCGUCGGCUGCGGCUAUAUCUCUUCCUGAUGCAAAUGUUCCAGCUGCCACUUAUCUGGCUUGGUCGCCAGCCGAUCAUCAAGCAGAACCGCACACUCGGCAACAUCAUUUUUUGGAUCGGAAUGUUCCUGGGUCCUCCUCUGCUCGCCGUCCUUUAUGCCCGUGAGCAUUUCCUCAACUAGAAGAUGCGCAAGACGCGGCGGAGCUCUGCACCGACCAUUCCUUCUGGACAGCGCGCCGUCCAUCCUUUCCUCGCAGUCAUAGAUUUCUUUGGUUUCCUUUCCUUUCUCUUCUACAGCACCCACAGAUAUCGAAGCGGGACGCCCUGUGUCUGAGGCCCAAGGCCACUGUGUUCGGGAUUCAAUACAGACAUGUUCCUGAU
Messenger RNA from Polychytrium aggregatum, 1947 nucleotides. Its product is annotated as MBOAT, membrane-bound O-acyltransferase family-domain-containing protein. Gene Ontology annotation, cellular component: endoplasmic reticulum membrane. Gene Ontology annotation, biological process: ergosterol metabolic process. Bases 86 to 1747 code for a protein of 553 amino acids. The record is from RefSeq and is a predicted model, not a curated record. Lineage: Eukaryota; Fungi; Chytridiomycota; Chytridiomycetes; Polychytriales. Gene Ontology annotation, molecular function: ergosterol O-acyltransferase activity. The transcript is spliced from 8 exons.